Messenger RNA from Etheostoma cragini (Arkansas darter), 1188 nucleotides. RefSeq names its product POP5 homolog, ribonuclease P/MRP subunit (gene pop5). Gene Ontology annotation, biological process: tRNA 5'-leader removal. Gene Ontology annotation, molecular function: ribonuclease P RNA binding. NCBI's taxonomy places the organism in Eukaryota, Metazoa, Chordata, Actinopteri, Perciformes, Percidae. The record is from RefSeq and is a predicted model, not a curated record. Gene Ontology annotation, cellular component: ribonuclease P complex. The coding region runs from base 261 to 764 and encodes 167 amino acids. The transcript has 5 exons.
UUUUUGUUCAGUUUUUAGCUCUUGACGAUCAUCCCUUCCCUUUUGUUGAUUUAUAUGAACAUUCAGUGUUUUUGUAUUGUUUGUUUUUUUGUUUCGAAACACUCUAGCUAGAUGAACUCGUAGCGUAGGCUGCUGCCCAGUGUCUAGUGUCAAAUGCACCCAGCAUUGCAAAUAUGACCAGCGUGUGGCGCUAGUGACACUCUUCGGGUACUAGAUAGUUUUGUUGACGGAAGUUCGCACGGAAGAAGAAGGAAGCAGUGAUGGUGCGUGUGAAGUCCAGGUAUUUACUGUGCGAAGUGAACGUGUCGGACCGGAGCCGCCUGUUGUUGCUGGAUGACCGAGCUAUUGCAGCGACAGUGAAGGCAGCAGUGGCCCGCAUACAUGGGGACUAUGGGGCAGCUCUCUGCAGCAUCAGGUUCUCUGUGAAAUAUCUGAAUGCUCAUACGGGAAUAGUAUUCCUGCGCUUCCCCAAAAAGUGUUACAGACUCCUCUGGUCUGCAUUGCCUUUCAUUACCUGUAUUGAAACUCGUGGGCAGAAGAUCUCCUGUUUUCUGAACUGUUUGCAUGUCGGAGGAACAAUGAGAACAUGUCAGAAGUUUCUGAUCCGAUACAACACCCAGCAGCUCCAUCGAAUGCUCCCUCAGUGUAAAAAUGAAGAAGAAAAGCAACAGGUUCAGCAAGCAAUUCUAAACUGCUCCCUAACAAGAGGAAACAAGGAAGCAUUUGAAGAGGAAUCAGAGAGUGAGGAAGAUGAAGAAGAGUGACUGUACAGCAUGCUGUAAAAGACAGCAAACUAUUUCUGUUACAGUACUGAUACAAAGAAAAGCUAUGACGUAUUUAAAGACAUGCAUACGCAGCUCUGUGGAAGUAUGGUUAACUGCAGCUGCUCAGUCCCAGUCAGGCUGUGUGCUAGUCUUCAACAGAGGAACAUAUUACAUUAUGUUUAUCACACAUAAGUACUUGGGGUUGGCAAAGUGACCUGAUGGUCAGUAUUUAACAGAACGUUCACAUGUUUAUGUUGAUACUGAAUGUCUAAGUUAUUUUGGGAAAGUGUCAUCAAAAAACUGCAAACACAUGGCACAAUAUAACGACUAUGUUUUUUUUUAUUGUAUAAUUAACUUGUUUUGUAUUUCUUCUAUGGUUUGUGCUCAUCUGUAUUUUGUUUACAAAUUAAAGCACUGUUUUGGA